Molecule: messenger RNA, 4389 nt
Organism: Paramormyrops kingsleyae
Lineage: Eukaryota; Metazoa; Chordata; Actinopteri; Osteoglossiformes; Mormyridae
Gene: setdb1a
Product: SET domain bifurcated histone lysine methyltransferase 1a
Biological process (GO): heterochromatin organization; negative regulation of gene expression
Cellular component (GO): nucleus
Molecular function (GO): histone H3K9 methyltransferase activity; protein binding; zinc ion binding
Source: RefSeq, a predicted model, not a curated record
UGUUGAUUCAGAAGACCGGAAAAUCGUUUCUUGGAUGAUUACAUUAGUCCACAGCGAUUGCGUUUCUGUUCAUAGUUUAAUCCGUACUAAAUAAUUUCUGUUCAGUUUUUAGCCUUUUAGUUCGCUCCUGCAAAAAGUAAUGCAGUAAUCAAUGGAACGCAAAAACUUAAAUAUUAUUAAGUAUAUCUGAUGACUAUACAUAGGCAUUCGAUUGCAUACCCUCCUUCUGUACUAUUUUGUUUAUAACUUUCAGCUCCUACGUUAAACCAGUAAGAGUAAGCUUUGUACAUAUAGGUGGUCUUAACUGCUGUUUUGGAAGCUGUGGAUGGAGGACUUGGAGGAAUGCGUGAUGGAUGACCUGGGUGUGUCACUGGAGGAGCUCAGGCACUGGAUCGAGGAGGAGGUGGAACGCAGUGAGGUGGUGAGGCAGAGGAAGGCCCAGCUAGCUGAACUGCAGGACUGGGUGGAGCAGCGGGAGCGAGAGGUGGCUGCUGUGGACUCGCUCUUCAGCAGUGCCUCUGAUUCCGUCAUGGAAUGCGAGACCCUCGUCAAGGACGUAUACACCAAGAUGGGGCUGGUGUACAAGGAUAGCAGCUCUGAAGAUGAGGGGGGAGGCGGCGGCGCCCAGUCAUCUGAGGUGAUCGAAAUUGACGAUGACGAUGAUGACGAUGUCAUUGCCGUUGGCUGUGUGGUUCCACCCCAGAAGGGCACCACACCAUCCAAGGAUCCCGCGUUUAACGAGGCCUCUGCCGCCCUUCAGAGGUCUUCCCAGCAGGUUCAGAAGCUGGCUCAGGCUGUGAACAAGACGACCCCAACCACCACUCCCACUAAACCGCUGCCUUCCACCAUUGUGCGCCGAGACGUGUCGUGCCAGUUGUCCAUGCCGGCCGUGUUCGUGUCACAAGCCCCACGCAACACGCCCACUCAGCCCAACCCCGCCCUGAAGGAGGACGAGAUGAAGCUGGAAAUGAGCAUCCUGGGCAAGAAGAGGACCAAGACGUGGCACCCGGGCACGCUCAUCGCCAUCAUCCCCGUCGGAACCGGCUUCAAGUACAAAGUUAAGUUUGAGAACAAGGGGAAGAGCCUGCUGUCAGGGAACCACGUGGCCUUCAACUACCACCCGACGCUGGAGCGGCUCUAUGUGGGCGCCCGUGUCGUCGCCAAGUACAAGGACGGCAACCAGGUGUGGCUGUAUGCCGGCAUCGUGGCCGAGAUGCCCAACAGCAAGAACCGCAUGAGGUUCCUGAUAUUUUUCGACGACGGUUAUGCAUCCUACGUCAGUCUGCCGGAGCUCUACCCUGUCUGCAGACCCUUAAAGAAGACGUGGGAGGACAUCGAGGACGCCUCCUGCAGGGACUUCAUUGAGGAGUACAUCACUGCCUACCCCAACCGGCCCAUGGUUCUCCUUAAGGCUGGUCAGGUCAUCAAGACUGAGUGGGAGGGCACCUGGUGGAAGAGCCGUGUGGAGGAGGUGGACGGCAGCCUGGUCAAGAUCCUCUUCCUGGAUGACAAACGCAGCGAGUGGAUCUACCGGGGUUCCACCCGCCUGGAGCCCAUGUUCAACCUGAAGGUCAACUGUGCCAACACGCAGGAGAAGAGGCAGGGCGGCCAGCAGCGGACUCGCCCCAAUAUGGCCAUUCGGACAAAGGGACCCGUGGUUCAGUACACCAGCGAGUCAAACAACAUGGCGACCAGCAAGAACCAGGGCACUUCGGUGAACUCCAAAUUUCCACAGUCAACCACCCCAGGGCAACACCCCCGCACAGAGAGUCCCGACAGUCUGGCUCGAUCCAAACAGCAGGUAGCGAAGAAGAGCACCUCUACCUUUGUUGCCCCCCCGGCUGCGAUCUUGCGCCCCCCGGGCCCUGCCGAUACCCUGGUGGCUGGUCCCCGGCCUCUGCUCUCCCUCCCCAUGCCCACGCCCUCCCCCGCUGCCCCUGCUGCUAUCGUGCCCUCCAACAAUUCCAGGGUCUUUGUGCUGCAGCCGGGCUCCAUCCAGACCCUCACCCCGGUGUCCCCCAUCACCUCCCUGCAGCCUGCCCCACCCCCCCAGCUCUCAUACUCCUGCGACCGAGUCCCCCAGGAGCCGUCCUAUCAGGCCCCCAACGAGCGCCUCUUCUACCUGCUGCACACCUGCUCCCCCGCCUGUCUAAGCCGGGUCCGGCCAGCCCGCCUGGACCAGUACCGCAGCCGCAACCCGCUGCUGACACCCCUACUCUACGAAUUCCGCCGCAUGACUGGCCGACGCCGCGUCAACCGCAAGAUGUCAUUCCACGUGAUCUACAAGUCGCCCUGUGGGCUAUGCCUGCGCAGCAUGGCAGAGAUCCAGCGCUACCUCUUCCAGACCGGCUGUGACUUCAUCUUCCUGGAGAUGUUCUGCCUGGACCCCUACGUGCUGGUGGACCGGCGCUUCCAACCGCAGAAGCCCUUCUAUUUCAUCCAGGACAUCACGAAUGGCCGCGAGGACAUCCCGUUGUCCUGCGUCAACGAGAUCGACGGGACCCCCCCGCCCAGUGUGGCUUACAGCAAGGAGCGCAUCCCGGCAGACGGGGUCUUCAUCAACACCAGCCUGGACUUCCUGGUGGGCUGUGAUUGCACCGAUGGCUGCAGAAACAAGUCAAAGUGUGCCUGUCACCAGCUGACCCUCCAGGCAACCGCCUGCACCCCUGGGGGCCAGAUCAACACGAACGCCGGCUACUCCUAUAAGAGGCUCGAGGAGUGCCUUCCCACAGGGGUAUAUGAGUGUAACAAGCGAUGCCGCUGCAACCCCCAGAUGUGCAUCAACCGGCUGGUGCAGCACGGGCUCCAAGUGCGCCUGCAGCUCUUCAAGACGCAGAACAAGGGCUGGGGCAUCCGCUGCCUGGAUGACGUGGCCAAAGGCUCCUUCGUCUGUAUCUAUGCCGGUAAAAUCCUGACAGAUGACUUUGCCGAUAAGGAAGGCCUGGAGAUGGGUGAUGAGUACUUCGCCAACCUGGACCACAUUGAGAGUGUGGAGAACUUCAAAGAGGGCUAUGAGAGCGAGGCUCACUGCUCUGACAGUGAUGGCAGCGGGGUGGACAUGAGCAGAGUUCGGGUGCCUGGCAGGAGCUCGCAGAGGAAAGGCUACCAGAAAGCUGAGGACGACACCAACAGUGGCAACGGAGGCCAAGGUGACGCCCAAAGAGGUGAGGACUCCUCUGGAGAUGGGGAGGAAGAUGAUGAUGAUGAAGAAGAUGACUCGAAUGAUGAUGACGACAGCUCUGGCGAGAACUUCAUCAGGAAUGCUUACUAUAGCUCCAGCUCAGUGUGGAGAAGCUACACUACACGGAGGCAGGCCAAGGGGCUGAAGGAAGGCAGCCAGGACAGUAAGGAUGGGUUAAGCGUGUCAACAGGAGGGACAGAGGGCAGGAAGCCACCUGUCAUGCCAGAAGAGAGCGGCAAGAGCAAGGUGGCCUCCUGGCUGACCAGCCAGGCAUCCUCCUCUGGCACGCAGCCUGCAGUCAAACUGGAAGGACUGAAGACCGAGAAGAAGGAGCCGCUGGACCAGAAGCCUGCGCUGGGCUCCAUCUCUGUGAAGACCGAGACCGGCAAGAAGCCUCCUGGAAGCAACAUGGAUGUCAUGACCCUCUCCGACAGCGACGACGUCCAGACCAUCAGUUCUGGGUCUGACGACAAGGAGCGGGAGAGACAGGCUCAGGGGCCAUUAAAGAGGCAGGUGGCUGUCAAGUCUACCCGUGGAUUCACCCUCAAAUCCACUCAUAGCCUGGUGGUCAAGACUGGUGGAGGUGGUGGAAGCGGGGGGACAGCGGGACCUGGGGGGGCAGGGGGAGAAGGCGGCCUAGCUAGGAAGAACACUAGGCAAUUCUUUGAUGGCGAGGAAUCCUGCUACAUAAUCGAUGCCAAGCUGGAGGGCAACCUUGGGCGCUAUCUCAACCACAGCUGUAGCCCGAACCUCUUUGUGCAGAACGUGUUUGUGGACACUCAUGACUUGCGCUUUCCUUGGGUGGCCUUCUUUGCCAGCAAGCGGAUACGGGCGGGGACCGAGCUCACUUGGGACUAUAACUAUGAAGUGGGAAGCGUGGAAGGCAAGGAGCUGCUGUGCUGCUGCGGCUCCACCGAGUGCCGGGGGAGGCUGCUGUAGGAGGUGUGUGUGACCUCCCCAACAUGGCCCUUCCCUGUUCAUUGUGCCUCCGUUACUUGCGCACUACUGUGUAUGUUGUGGGAAUCUGGCUGCUUCCAGCGACCGUUUCCCACUUGUAAUGUUUUUUUUUUGUUUCUGUCAUGUUAGGUAAUUCUUUAAAUUUUUUGUCUUAAUGCCCUUAAAGCUGUAUUUCGCUAUUCUCCCCUCCCCUGUUCCCACAGACCAAACUGUGUACUCAUCAUAAAUGAAUAAAAGUUAUCGAUGUGUUC